Messenger RNA from Pyrenophora tritici-repentis Pt-1C-BFP, 2571 nucleotides. The record is from RefSeq and is a predicted model, not a curated record. Lineage: Eukaryota; Fungi; Ascomycota; Dothideomycetes; Pleosporales; Pleosporaceae.
AUGCAUGUGCAUGCUAGUCCAGUUUCUAACGACCUUAAAAGAUCUGAUAACUCAUCUGUUGCAACGGUAGGAGAUAGAUCUGCGUCUGACAUCGGAGGUCCCACUUUCGACUCGGAAAAGAAACCUCUUCGGACUUCACCGACAUCUGGACGGAAGCGCUCUGCUCCUACCGCACAUGAGUUCACUGGCUACAAGGGCCAGGCUCUAUCUCACGCAGAAGUGGCUGAUCCCGGCUACUCGAGAAGGCCUAUCUCACAGGAAGAGCUUGCUUCUGAAGCAAAGUCGAUUUACGCUGGCUUAAUGAUGAUUGAGGCUAAGUGUAUGCAUGUUGACCGUGCUCGAGCUGCUGCCAUCGCUGAGGAGGGUGAAGCUAGGACUAAUCUUGCUUCCGAUCAUUGGCAGGCUCUGAUUGCACUCCACCGUACUCUGUUACAUGAGCACCACGAUUUCUUUCUAGCCAGUCAACACCCCUCCUCGUCGCCGGCGUUACGUCGUCUUGCGGCUAAGUACUCAAUGCCGGCGCGUAUGUGGAUGCAUGGCAUCUACUCAUUCUUGAAAUUACUUCAAAAACAUCUGCCUGAGAGCAUAGAUCAUAUGCUGGCUUUCAUCUACCUUGCAUAUCAGAUGGUAGCACUGUUAUAUGAGACGGUUCCCGCAUUCGAGGAUACGUGGAUUGAAUGCCUUGGGGACCUUGGGCGUUUUCGUAUGGCUAUCGAGGACGAGGAUGUCCGUGAUCGCGAGACUUGGGCCGGAGUAGCACGCUCCUGGUACAUCAAGGCUGCCGACAAGAACCCCACUGUAGGGCGGUUGUACCAUCAUCUGGCCAUUCUUGCACGACCACAUGUGUUGCUCCAGAUGUACUACUACUCCCGGUCUUUGGCUUCUGUCAAGCCCUUUGAGAACGCUCGUGAGUCGAUCAAGGCACUUCUGGAUCCGCUCGUCCAAGAGUCGCAGCACACUGCCCUGGAUGAUUUUUCGAACGAGAAGGUCUUUGUCUUGGCGCAUGCCUCCCAGUUUGACGAUAGUUCCAUCGAGGAAGACUCAUUUGGCAUCAACAAGCCUACUGCCAAGUUUUCAGCAUACAAGACAGGAUUCUUGGAGAAGUUGGACACAUACAUCGGUCGUGUCACUGCAAAGUGGAAGGACCAGGGGGUCUACGUCGCCGUGGCCAACAUCGCGGGAUGGUUCGAUUACGGAAAGGACAAAAACCUCAUUCGACACGCCUUUCUCCAACAGCUGUACCCACCACCGCCUCCAGAAUCUUCGAAUGAGAAUGACGUCAAUGCUAGAGACAACCAAAAAACCGCCCCUCCAUCAGACCAACAGGAACCGGAAAAAGAAAAGGAUGACGAAGAUAAAAUUCCAUUAACGCCCGAGGAGUGGGAAAAAGCCCAAGAGAGCAUUAAAAACAACUGCCACCUCAACAACGCCAGGCUCCUCACCUACGAGACGUCUGUCCUCGUUUUCCGCCGCCUCGGUGACGAGAACGUCCUUCCUCACGUACACGUUAUGCUCGCAUUCCUUUUCAACGUUGCUUCUAGUAAACACGUUUCUUCUCUCAUUGCCGACGCUCCCUGGGCCGCACUCGUUGCUUUCCUGAAUGCGCUCAUCAAGACUAAGACAACACAUAACCUCCCUCAUUCGUCGUUUUCAGCCCACCGGAUUGUUCGCUGCGUAGGGAGAGACAUUAGUCAGUCAGUCGGAAAAGAAGAUGUUGAUACAUUGCUUGCUACUGACGUAUUUCCUGGUGAGGGCGAGAGGGUCGAUGAGCUGCCGCUGCCAGAGGAUUACCACAUCCGAGGCCAGAUCUGGGCACAGCAUUUUCCUGAGAAGUGGUUCGAGAGGGAGCAUGAUCCAGAGCAGCGGUAUCUAGAACUUCCAAGUACGCAACUCGAAGAAGUUAAAUUGGCAAGAGCCCACAACGAACGCGCUCACGGUCAGCCUAGGUCGAGAAGGGCAUCUUUAACGCAUUCGAUUUCCAAAUCAGAUCUUGCGGCAACUUUCAAGGCGAUUGUCGAGAAAGCGCGGUCGGAGCUUGCAAAACUCGGAGAGCUGGAGACAAACGAACAGGAGACACAAGCGCAGGAGACACAGGAACAGGAGACACAGGAACAGGAGACACAGGAGCCGGAACUCUUAGCACUAUCCAGCCAUGGGCAGGUCGGCGACCAGAUUCCCGCAGAAUGGCGUAGAAUAGAGAGCUCGAAUCUGCGCUUCCCAUGCUCGCAUUCGCAGCUUGGGAAGAACAUGGUUGCGACUAUCCAACAGGCGCGAGAGAAACUAAAUCGCCACAAUGUCAACGAGCGCGGAUAUCUAAUACUGGAAGUGCAGAAGUGCUGGGAUGUCUCGGAACUUACGCAACUCCUACGCGCUGCUGAGGCAUUGGAUCGAGAUGAGAUAAAAGGGUUUACACUUACUCAAGGAGACGCCGACUGUCUACACGCACACGUAGCCCCAGAUAUUUCGCUAGACCUCUGCGAUAUAGAAGGGUUCAACGAAGCCUGUGUAUCUCAUCAGCCAAAGGAAGAGUUUGAGGAGUGGAUAGCAAGACCCCCCGACCGCGUUCAAUAA